Ostrinia nubilalis (European corn borer) is the source of this 2510-nucleotide messenger RNA. It is a transcript of the gene Lgr1, whose product is annotated as lutropin-choriogonadotropic hormone receptor-like. Bases 252 to 2453 code for a protein of 733 amino acids. Gene Ontology annotation, cellular component: plasma membrane. Lineage: Eukaryota; Metazoa; Arthropoda; Insecta; Lepidoptera; Crambidae. The record is from RefSeq and is a predicted model, not a curated record. The transcript is spliced from 13 exons. Gene Ontology annotation, biological process: hormone-mediated signaling pathway; adenylate cyclase-activating G protein-coupled receptor signaling pathway; activation of adenylate cyclase activity. Gene Ontology annotation, molecular function: protein-hormone receptor activity; G protein-coupled peptide receptor activity.
UUCGUACAGAGAGCACGCGCGUCCACAUUCCGGAAAAACCACGCGUAACUUUUCUACUAAAGAAAACCAUUUAAAAUAUUAUAUAAACGUUAUUUCUUAGUGAUAGUGAACAAUUAAUACCUAUUAUAUUUCAACAAUGAUUUCUAUAGUGAUGUUUUUUAGGUAAACAUGUAAUUUUAGUGAAGUGAAAAAUGUGUCGAUGAGAAAACUGGAUUAUUUUCAUAGUUUUUUAAGUAAAUAGUUUAGUGAAAAUGUACUUUUGGAAGCAAAACAUUUUGGCGGUCUGCAUCUUCUUGCUGGUGAGGAGAUCGUCAUGCGCAGACGCCGGCGUGAUGGUGGAGCUGGUGCGGACCAACAUCACCAUUCUAAACGUGAAGGCUCUACACGACGCCGGCCACAAGUUACACAACAUAGAACACUUGGCCAUCAUUGACGCACCCCGAUUAGAGCACAUAGCCGUUGAAGAUCUGACCAAAAUGCCAAAGCUAAAAUCGUUCUACAUAACCCAGGCGCCACUCCUUCGAAGGGUGCCACCGCUGCCGUCGCUGCCUUCGCUGCGCACAUUCAUCAUCACUACGUCAGGGCUAGUGGAAGUACCCAACCUGAGCCACGUCCAUGACACCAAGAAGGGCAACUCUUCCAUCCCUUACCUGCAGGCUAUAGACUUGGAAGGCAAUCACAUCAAGCGGCUGACGCCCCAUGCGUUGCGUGUCUCCGCCGAUCAAGUAUCACUAAAUCUAAACCUGAUUGAAGAAGUACCUGCAUUUGCAUUCAAAAACGCACAGAUAUCAAGACUGAGUUUCCGAGGAAACACGAAACUGAAGCAUUUGGACGAAAACGCAUUCGCUGGAAAUCUUUUACUGAGACAACUGGAUUUAAGCAGCACGAUAAUAGACUCCCUGCCGACCAAGGGCCUGGAGAACCUACAAGUGCUUAAAAUAGAAAGGACCCCGUCACUCAAGUACAUCCCAUCUAUUUACGAAUUUCGGCAACUACAAGAAGCCCGGCUAACCCAUCACUUCCACUGCUGCGCCUUUGCGUUCCCCGAGAGGCACAACCCGGCAAGACACAAGCUCUUCGAAAUGCAACUGGCACUUGUAAAAGAGAAAUGCGGGAACAUUGAUCAGAAGACAGAAUCACGGAGAAGAAGAUCCCUGAGAGACAGGCGAAUAAGAAAACUAACGGAGGAUUUAGAGACUGAAGACGAGACUCCUACCACCAGCGAGGAGACCGGCUUCGACAGCAACGACUAUUACUUCGACGAACCGUCUAGCUCAGAGAACAGCGACCAGUUCCACGCCCCGAUAGAUAGCAACGUCUCUUCGCAGAAGGUGGCUUACAAUUGCGCCGGCUUCAUGACUGGGAAACCAAAGGUCGUUUGCACUCCGCAACCAGACGCGCUAAACCCGUGCGAAGAUGUCAUGGGUUGGUCGUGGCUGCGAGCCAGCGUCUGGUUCGUGAUCGCAGCAGCUGUCGUCGGCAACAUCGCUGUGCUGACUGUCCUUCUCACAAACCAAUCGGAACUCACUGUCCCAAGGUUCCUCAUGUGUCAUCUCGCUUUCUCCGACCUUUGCACCGGCAUCUACCUCUUCAUGCUUGCCGUCGUAGACCUCAGAUCUUACGGAGAGUUCUUUAACUAUGCCUACGAUUGGCAGUACGGCGUCGGAUGCAAGAUUGCUGGCUUCCUCUCAGUAUUCUCUGGACAGCUAUCAGUUUUCACACUCAGCGUUGUAACUCUUGAACGAUGGUUUGCGAUUACAUACGCCAUAUAUCUGGAGAGGCGAAUCUCUUUGUUGGCAGCCGCGAAGAUUAUGAUCGGGGGGUGGCUGUUCUCGUUUCUGAUGGCUGGACUGCCUCUUGCUGGAGUCUCAGAUUACUCUUCGACUUCUAUUUGCCUACCGGUUGAGAGUCAGAACGUGGGAGAUGGAGUUUACCAGGGAUCACUAUUUCUUACGAAUGCUGUAGCGUGGUUUACGAUUGUGGUCUGCUACGUACAGAUAUACAGGUCAUUGGGAGGAGGGGGGGAGAAGUAUGGAGGAAGAGGGGCAGCAGCAGCGGCCGAGAGACGAAUCGCGAAUAAGAUGGCGUUGUUGAUAGGAACCAACCUGCUGUGCUGGGCGCCAGUGGCCUUUUUCGGGGUCACAGCACUCGCUGGAGUGCCGUUAGUAGAUGUAAGUCACGGAAAAGUGUUACUAGUGUUUUUUUAUCCUUUGAACGCGUGCGCGAAUCCGUUCCUGUACGCGAUAUUAACGAAACAGUACCGGAGGGACUUUAUAAUGCUCAUAGCUAGGACUGGUCAUUGCAACUGGCUGGUAGAGAAGUACAAAUUGGCCACGACGCCGCCCCCGACGGCCCACACGAAUCCGUCUAACCCAGCACCUCUUCUACCUCUAGUAGACUACCAGAGAAGUCAAUCACAAAUUAGUAAAGGAAAUGGUGAUGCUAUGUUUUAAGUGUUAGCUUUAAGAAUGAUGAAUGAAUACUGGUAUUAUUAUAAGACUAUUUAUUUA